AUGGGAGCAUGUGUAGCUCAUUUUAAAAAUAAUAAACAUCAAGAGUCUCUUCCAUCAAGUGAAACAUGCAAAUGUAAUCUUCCUAAUCAUAUACAAAAGAUUACUAAUGACAUACGAAAUACAUCUAAUGCGUAUGACGUUUCAUCACCUGUCGCUCAAAUAGGAAAUGAGAAUAUCUUAUGUAAUAAUCGAAAACGAUUAGAAACAAUGAUUCCGAUUAACAUGAUUGAAAAUAAAAAAGAAAUUAAAUCAAAAGAAUAUCACAUAAAUAAACGAGUUUUAACUUGGAUUAAUGAAAUCGAUGAAGAUGAUUCAUUAACACCGCCAAAGUCAAUGCUUUCAUUAAAUACUUUAUUAAUCCGACAAGAUGAACCACCACAACGUACAACAAAUAAACAAGAAAUACUCGAACAAAAAUAUUGUAAUAAACAAAAUUUAAAUACACAUAAAUUUGCUAAACUUCUAUUUUGA
Molecule: messenger RNA, 471 nt
Organism: Adineta steineri
Lineage: Eukaryota; Metazoa; Rotifera; Eurotatoria; Adinetida; Adinetidae
Source: the annotation of a GenBank genome assembly